GAUUCCUAUAAACAAUGUCAUUUUUAACAAGCUGGCAACUCACAGUUAUUUCAUUAUUAAUUACCUAUACAGUAUUGUUAAUUAAAUGUUAAUAAGGAGCCAUCAGUGACAUCGAGUGACGUUUUAAUCACUCUUAAGGCUGUCACUAAUAAUUCACUGCUGGUCUCUCCCUGCAAGUGACUGCAUUCUGGACAGAGGAGGGGGAGGCAGAGUAGAAAUAAAAAUACAUUCAAAACAACAAUCACUGAGGAGGAAGAAAUCCAACAUCUAUGAAAUAUGAUAAAGGAAUGUGCUGCUGAGAUUGAAGUGUAUGACCUUUCAUUUCUAAAAGAGGGGAAAGGCUCUCAGGAAGGAGAUAAGCAAGAGUGUUUUCGGACGACUUAAAUUCCUCCACCGAGAAAAAUAGUCCCACAGCUCUGUUACAUGUAUGUACAAAUAAGGGUAUAUAGGUACUGCAAAUAUGUGUACUUUAUGUAGUUUAAGGUUGACUCGUGGUCAUGGAAAUUAUCCCCCCCUCCUCCACAGUGACUGAAGUGGAAUUUCCCAAAGCUCCCAGCGCAUAUGCAAUCCAGUUUCAGUUUCACUUAUGGGCGACUUCCUAAAAAAGAUGCGAUAAAGCUUUAGUAGCUUAAUCAGGACUGACUGCUCUUCCAGGACUCUGCCUUACUGGCUGUCGUCCAGUGAAAAUCAUCAAAGGGAGGAGAUCUUGUUGGAUUUUUAAAAGCAGUUUGCUUCCUGUUCAUAGUCACACUCUGAAAGGACUCAAACGUCGUUUCUUUUCUUUUUUACCGCACCUACGGGGAAUAAUGUCUUUAUCUCACAUCCUUCUGGUUGUUUCUCUGACCGAUUUUCUGUACAGAAUCCAUGUGGACGCUUGUGAUAGAAACUGUGCAGAUAAACCUGUAUUCACUCCAUCCAGACUGGUAGUGAAGUAUGGUGACCCAGUCGCUGCCAACUGCUCUGUGUGUGAGGACUGUCUGUACUUAUUUGGUUUGGAAACACCUUUGGGAGAACAGAACCAAAACGGAACCACGAUUUCAUGGAAGGCUCCAAAAAUGACUGAAUGGGACCCAGCUCCCUCGUGCUAUUAUACUAAAAAAGAUUCUGAUGACCAGUGUUGUAGUGACCUGCCUAUAACUGUGUACCAGCCUCCAGAUAAUGUAUUGAUCAGGUUUGACGGUCACACUGGGCCGAUGUUUGAGGGUCAUAAUUACACUCUGCAGUGUGAAGUCCAGAAAGUUGCUCCAAUUGAAAACCUCAUUGUGAUCUUCUACAAAGGACAGACCGCACUGGAUAAACAGCCCUACAACGGCACAAAUAAGAAACCAGUGACUACGAUCUACAAUUUAGUCAUCAUCCCUCGUGAAGAAGAUGAUGGAGCACAGUACUGGUGUGAAGCUAAACUGGAGCUGGGACCUGAAGGACCACAGCCCCCUCCAGUGGUGAUCUCACAAAAGAUCACUGCCUCUGUGCACUAUAAGCCUCGGCUUCAGGGGUCACCACAUUCUCAAAUUACCAUCAAAACAGGAAGCCCUCUACUAUUGAACUGCUCGGCUUGGGGAAACCCGAGCCCCUCAUACAGCUGGACCCUACCAUCAGGUAGCCCUCACUCCUCCAGCAGCAACCUUCUCGCUAUCGACUCUGUAGCUUCUGCUGAUGGAGGCCUGUACACCUGUUCUGUCAGCAACAGUAGAGGGACUAUCAAUGUGGAGUUUAACGUGACUGUCGAAGAAAUCAACAUCAUCCUUAUAAUUGUGAUAGUUGUUGUAUUCGUGGCUGUGGUUGCUGUCGGUGGAUUGUUUUACUACCACUACUACCGGACCAAACGAAUGGGAAAAUACACGUUAAAGGACGUUUUCCGGUUAGGCAGACAACACACUGCAGUGCCCAUUACAGAGUAAGUCUAUGGGGAAGCAUGAAACGUGUAUGGACGGUUUGAAGCUGUUGCCUUGACAUGGUUAGGAGUUGAAGUGAAGUAGCUGAGUGGUUAAAAAACCACCAUAAACCACAACAUUUCCUGUUUAAGUCUUGUAUUAUUUUUUGUUGCAUUUCUGUCACCCUCAUUUCUUGUUAUCUCUCUAGCUAUCUAUUUUAGGCUGCCUUGAAUAACUAAAUGGAACAUGUGACUUUACGCGCUCUCUUAUACCCAGCUUGGCUCAGCGAAGCUGUAUUUAGCUGAACACUAGCUGCUGUAAAACCUCAUAUCUGAAGUUUAAGACAAACCACAUGGUUAAUGAUAGAUAGAUAGAUAGAUAGAUAAAAUAGAAAAAUAGAAUACAUUUAAAGUAAAAGAAAGAAAUAGACCUACAAAUAGUGAUAAAAAAACUAUAUACAAUUAACUGAGGCUGUAGACACUGAAUGAUGAUCACAGCAUUAAGCAGAGUAGUGCAAAGUGAGAAUAGAUAGAUGGAUACUAUAUAAUUAUUGUUUAUUGAUUUUUCAGUGACAAUAGACUGACAUUAGUAAUACUAAUUAGAUACAAAUACUUUACAAGCUUUGUCAGCAAAGUCAAAGAAGAAGUCAGUCUGUUGCCUUAUUGGCUUCAGGACAUCUCGCUAAAGUACCGCAGUUUAAAGACUAGCAAAAAUGUUGAUUAUUGUGCGUUGUGGCCUUGUUGUCAUUGCCUUAAAUAUAUGGAUAAGGCACAAAUAUGUAACAUAAAAUAUUGCUGACCAGUUCCACCAAGUCACUAGUUAGUGACAUGAAGAGCAGAACUAAAAUCAUGAUAACGAGUCAAUAUGGUGCGGUGCUUAUUGUUAGUAUAGCUGUUGUUUAGAUGAAAAUGUUUUUUUUUUUUCUUUUAGUUGUAUUUAUUACCUUUUUUUAUCCAACAACACUUAUCGCGUACAUGUAUUUGUUGUGUGUUGUACAUAUAUAUACACAUAUAUAUAUAUAUGUACUGUAUUGAUGUGCUAAGUGAAAAAGAGGAAAUUAUUCACACUAGAGCAUCAAUCAGGAGGUAUAAGCUUUGACUGUGUUUAUUUUAAAUAUGUGAUUACAUUUUGUACAUAUGGUAAGAUGCAGUCUCUUUCAUUGAUAUUUUAUUUUAAGUAUUGUCCAUUAACUAGUAGUUAAAUGGAGACAUUGUUUAAACACAGAUGCACCAGUGUGUUCACAGUUUCUCUAUUUAUCGAGUAAUUUAUAGACUGUAUCUACUGUACAUAUAUUUCUAUAUACAUGUACACAAACAUGUUCAGACUUUCUUGCAUGCAUGUGCACACAUGUACACUGACCGGCCACUUAAUUAGGUACAUCUGCACAGUCUAAUGUGAUCCAAUACAACAACUCAUACAAGCUUCAGGAAAGUAAGGUAUAAGGCUGCCUAGUGAGAGGUGUUUCUAAUAUCACGACCUUCUCAUGUGUGUAAAUAGGAUAUACUCUACAAUAACUCUAACAAUUUACCAUGUCACAAAUGUCACACACCCCUCACUAUGAAACAGUAGAUUGACAAAAAAUGGGCUUAAACUCAUCCCAAGACUACAGGCCAGACUUUUGCUCAGCCAGAUUCACAUCACACUGCAUGUCCUGCCUACCAAGACCAGUGGCCAGUUAUUUCACUCACUCACUGAUUUAGCACAGACAAUGUUUCACGCCACUUUGUAGGAUGCAAGAGUCACUGUCUCAGCAUGCUUGGCAUAUUGUAUAUACAAUACACACAAUCAUAACAAUAAUUAUAAGGAAUAAGAAGAGGGAAGACACAAAAAAUUCUGAAUAUUUUUUUUUUUAAAGUUGGACACAUGCAUUUUUUACUGGCCAAGAGCCACAUGUGGCUCCCGAGCCGCAGGUUGUCACAUGCUCACUUAGUUUCAGUGUGACACAAUGGAAAGCACAGGAAAUCCUGAUGCCAGUGGAACUGAGAGUAACUGUGAAUGAAUUUCCUGUUUGUUACAUAGUUACCUCAUUCAUUCAGAACUCUUUGUGAUUAUUUGAAUAUGAGGCUUUUACUGGAAACUCCGCUGCAGAGAUUAUCUAAGGGUGGAGAGAGCCAUUUCAUAAUGUAAACAGAACAAUUUCACUUUCACUCUCUCAGUGUGUAAGUGGGUGACUUAGAUGAAAGUAAGGUGGAUUCCAACUCUUUUACAACUGAAAACAGAUAAAAAAGAAAUGGUAGUUGGCAUGUUUACAAUGUGAUCACCAGCCCAAAAAGUGAAAACACUUCCUGAGGAAACGCCUGUGUUUCCUGGUCUGAAAUCCUUGCCCAGUCAUCUAUGUUUAUAUCAAGUGCAGGCUUCUCGAAAGCCUGUUAUUAAAAGUGAUUUUUCAUGGGAAUGCAAGACUUGGAUGUUGUCUUUGUGUUACUGUUUUUAUGUAUUGGUUUAUCUUUAUAUCUGUACCAUAACAUACACUUUGUACUGAUCUGUUUUUAAAUGUUUCUGAUGCUUUGCUGCAUAUGUGUGUGUAUACUGUAUGUGGUCAUAAAUGAGAGACUGAACAUAAUGAAAUUAUUUUCGUGGGUGUUUUAUUCCAAGAACUGCCCUCAUUUGAGAACAGCGUUAAUAAAAAAAACAAUAACAAAAUA
This is a messenger RNA of Larimichthys crocea (large yellow croaker), 4519 nucleotides long. RefSeq names its product matrix-remodeling-associated protein 5. The transcript is spliced from 5 exons. NCBI's taxonomy places the organism in Eukaryota, Metazoa, Chordata, Actinopteri, Sciaenidae. Gene Ontology annotation, cellular component: membrane. The record is from RefSeq and is a predicted model, not a curated record. Gene Ontology annotation, biological process: cell-cell adhesion. Gene Ontology annotation, molecular function: integrin binding. The coding region runs from base 807 to 1901 and encodes 364 amino acids.